AUGUCUACACAAGAAGCUUGGGAAUACCCUGAACACAAACAAUUUGAACGUGUUCCAACUUUAGAUCAAGUUGAUCCUAGAGAUAGCAAAGCUGUGUUUGCGGCUCGUAACCAAAAAGUUCGUGACGACUGGGUGAAGGUCAUGGAAGCUCGUCUCAUUAAAGAAAAACUCGACGAAUGUUAUAAAACAGAAGGCGUUAAUCACUGUAAGAUUAUAUCUGAUAACAAUCUAUGUAAAAAACAAUUUUGA
Mycotypha africana is the source of this 249-nucleotide messenger RNA. RefSeq lists its product as uncharacterized. NCBI's taxonomy places the organism in Eukaryota, Fungi, Mucoromycota, Mucoromycetes, Mucorales, Mycotyphaceae. The coding region runs from base 1 to 249 and encodes 82 amino acids. The record is from RefSeq and is a predicted model, not a curated record. The transcript is spliced from 3 exons.